Molecule: messenger RNA, 2604 nt
Organism: Eremothecium cymbalariae DBVPG#7215
Lineage: Eukaryota; Fungi; Ascomycota; Saccharomycetes; Saccharomycetales; Saccharomycetaceae
Gene: PBS2
Product: mitogen-activated protein kinase kinase PBS2
Exons: 1
Coding region: 1-2604 (867 amino acids)
Biological process (GO): cellular hyperosmotic response; protein phosphorylation; MAPK cascade
Molecular function (GO): ATP binding; MAP kinase kinase activity
Source: RefSeq, a predicted model, not a curated record
AUGGAGAGAACUAACGUGCAGCGGUCUGGGAGUGUUCAUUCAGGGAGUAGUGCCAGUAAGAACUACAGUAAUAUUAAUGCUAAUUUGCAUGCUAGGGUGAAGGCGUUUCAGGAGCAGCGGAAGUUGAAGAGAUCUGGGAGUGUUGGGUCGAAGAAUUCCAACCCGAACCAGCCGCAGGACUCGUCGUCGAUCCAGCAGAUUGUGAACAAGCCGCUUCCUCCUCUGCCUCCGAAUAAGUCAGCACAGGUGCACAAAGCUCAGCAACAGAGGGAACAUGGCAAGCUGUCGCCGCAGCAGCAGCAGCAGCAGAGGGAGGAGGUGGGAGGGGUUGGUUCGUCGCAGAUGCCCAAUUUGAGGAGACAGGGGAGUUCUUUGAAGUCAGAGUCGCGGCCGAAUUCCGGGUCUUCGUUUCAACAGGGGUCUCCCUCUCCUUCUUUGGGCGGGCAGCUGGUGCUACAACAAGACCAGCCUGCGCAGCAGCAGGAGUCGGAAGAGCCGGAAGAGUUGGAGAAUGCAGAAUUGUCACAGCGGGAGCUGGAGCAGGUUACUGCUGCUGCUGUGGAGGUGUCCCGGGUUAGUCUGUCUGGGCAGGAGCAUGUAAAGCCACACGCAGAGCAGCAGAAGGUGCAAUCGGAAGAGCUUUCUGAACAAGGCAGUCCUGUGCAGGAGCAGAAGCGGAUUUCCGACCAGCAAUCGCCGUUAGAACAGGAACAAGAUCAGCAGCAGGAGCCAUCAUCGCCAGAGAAGCAGCAGGAGCCAUCGCCACCGGAGCAGCAGCAAGAACAGCAGCAAGAGCAGAAGCAAGAGCAGCACGAAGAUCUGCAAUCUCAGGGGCAGCCAGAGGAGAUACAUCCAGAAAGUCAUGACCGGCAUUACGCACAUCAACAACAUCAUCAGCAUUUCCAGCAUUUCCAGCAUCACCAGCAUCACCAGCAUCACAAUAACCAUUAUCAGCAACAACGGCAAAGACAGUUGCUUCACGAUCCUCAGCGGCAGCAGCAACAAGCAGAAACACAACAAGGCGGACACAUUACAAGACAGCAACACCCUCGUCCCUCAUGUGAGCUCCAUAAUAAAGCCUUGUCUAAAAAGGCUUCAUUACCGAUACUUCCUUUGAAUCCCAUUAGAAGGGCACCGAGACCGCCUGAUGUGGCUGCCAACAGCACUCGUACUCGUCAACCGCCCCAACCUGGAAUUGUUUUAGGCGUUCAGGGUACUUUUCGCACCAGUACCUCUUGCACAUCUCAGGGUUCGUCAUGUAAAUCCAAACCUUCCCUAUCGGCGCGUAGGGGGAUGAAGCUACCAUCGAAUGGGAUGCCCCUCAAAAUGAAACAGCCACCUCAAGAGUUUGCGUCGCAACCUUCUAAUAAAAACGUCAAUACCCAGGCCAAUUCUGCCAAUCCCACUGGGAACAAGAGCAGUCGAAGUAAUCCCGGUUCUCUCACUAACGGGAUCCAAACUACGUCCACCUCGUCGGAAAAACAAGUAGAUACGGAAGGUACUGAACCAAGUAAAAGUAGUAAUUCUGGUUCGAAUUCAAAUGGUGGUCUCUUUGCUGUUUUCUCUAAAUAUGUUGAUAUCAAAUCGGGUUCUUUGAACUUUGCGGGUAAAUUAUCACUCUCUUCACAAGGCGUUGAUUUCAGCAAUGGUUCGAGUUUUCGUAUUACACUAGAUGAAUUGGAGUUCUUGGAAGAACUGGGCCAUGGUAAUUACGGUACUGUGUCCAAGGUGCUACAUAAGCCCACGAAUAUCAUGAUGGCUAUGAAAGAAGUCAGAUUAGAACUGGACGAGUCAAAGUUCAGGCAGAUUCUAAUGGAAUUGGAAGUAUUACACAAAUGUCAAUCGUCAUACAUUGUUGACUUUUACGGUGCCUUUUUCAUCGAGGGUGCGGUAUAUAUGUGUAUGGAGUUUAUGAAUGGCGGUUCGUUAGACAAGUCCUACGAUCAAAACGAACUUGGUGGAUUCGAAGAACCUCAACUGGCUUUUAUUACCGAAGCAGUCAUCCGAGGCUUGAAGGAAUUGAAAGAUAUCCAUAACAUUAUCCAUAGGGAUGUUAAACCUACCAACAUCCUGUGUUCAGCAAGCCAAGGAACUGUCAAACUUUGUGAUUUUGGCGUCUCUGGUAACCUGGUUGCAUCUUUGGCGAAAACAAAUAUCGGCUGUCAAUCCUAUAUGGCUCCAGAACGUAUUAAAUCACUGAAUCCAGAUAAAGCAACAUAUUCCGUGCAAUCCGAUAUCUGGUCAUUAGGUUUGUCAAUAGUGGAAAUGGCCCUUGGUGCAUAUCCUUAUCCACCAGAAACGUACGAUAAUAUAUUCAGCCAGUUAAGCGCAAUCGUAGACGGCCCACCUCCCCGCUUACCAAAGGACAAGUUUUCUUCCGAUGCUCAAGAUUUUGUAGCCAUGUGUUUGCAAAAGAUCCCUGAAAGAAGACCUACAUACGCCGCUUUGCUGGAUCACCCAUGGUUGAAGAAAUACCACGGUAUCGACGUCCACAUGAGCGACUACAUAUCAAAUAGGUUGACUAAAAGACAACAAUAUGUGGAGCAAAAUGGUGAAGGCCAUAUGCCCAAAGUCUUACCUGCAUUACAUAUGGGGGGUUUAUAA